AUUUACGUUUAUUAAUAUCCUUUCAACAAAUAUAAAAGAAACAACAAAUUGCGUUCCUAUUUUUCCAACUUUCUUUUCAAAAAAAGAAAAAAAGAAAAAAAUUCACUCUAAAACCUAAAUAAACUUCAAAUCACACAAUCAAAUUUACCUUACAAAAUGUCGAAAACCUCCUUCAUUAUUGCUAUUUUUGCUUUGGUUAGUUUGAUCUUUGUAGGAUUAACUCAAUCCACUCCAUUGGUUCCAUUAGAAAAACGAUUCUCUGGAACUGGAGCCGUCGCUUACUGUGAUUUCGGUGAUAAGGUCACUGGACGAUUUACCUGGACUAAUAUUCCUGGAAACAAAUGUCGGGUUAUGGGACAAUUUAAUACUGGUUUGGAAAGUCCUGACGUCAAUGAAUAUUCAUUCUUCUUGGAAGAUGACAAAGAAACUAAAGUCCAUGAUCUUACCGAAGAAAUUGCUUCCCAAAUCCAUAUUAACCCACCAGGUGCUUCUCCUUUCCAAUGUGAUUUCCCUUUCUCAUUAACAUCCGUUAAAGAUGUUACAGGUUUAUGUUUUGUUGUUAAACAUAAGGGAACGACUCUUUCCAAAGGAAUAAUUGUGGGCGUUUAAAUUAGGAUAAAGAUGUGACGUAAAAUUUGUUAAUAGAAAUCUUUAGAUUAUUAGAGAAUUUUUUAUUUAUUUAUUUAUUUAAUUUUAUUUAUUUUUUUGACUGUAAAUAUAUAUG
Molecule: messenger RNA, 724 nt
Organism: Rhizophagus irregularis DAOM 181602=DAOM 197198
Lineage: Eukaryota; Fungi; Glomeromycota; Glomeromycetes; Glomerales; Glomeraceae
Source: RefSeq, a predicted model, not a curated record